This is a messenger RNA of Amorphotheca resinae ATCC 22711, 1206 nucleotides long. RefSeq lists its product as hypothetical. Lineage: Eukaryota; Fungi; Ascomycota; Leotiomycetes; Helotiales; Amorphothecaceae. The coding region runs from base 101 to 1183 and encodes 360 amino acids. The record is from RefSeq and is a predicted model, not a curated record. The transcript has 4 exons. Gene Ontology annotation, biological process: pyrimidine nucleotide-sugar transmembrane transport. Gene Ontology annotation, cellular component: Golgi membrane. Gene Ontology annotation, molecular function: UDP-galactose transmembrane transporter activity.
ACCUCAGGAUGCGGCUGGUUCCCCAUUAUCACCGCUGGUAUUCGUCCUCGUCCCUGUGACGGUCUGGAGCGUAACCUUUCCACGAGGACUCGGCCCCGGGAUGGCGUUGAAAUCAUCAUACGGCAUGCCGAACUCAAUUAACCCCGGAAAGAAAUACUUCUUCCUGCUCAUUCUUGUCCUUCAAAAUUCCGCCCUCAUACUGACGUUGCACUACACUAGAGUCACUCCCGUUGCUGGGAAGGGUCGCUACCUCACUUCAACCGCCAUCCUCCUCGCCGAGGCGAUCAAACUCGUCGUCAGCCUGGCAUUCUCACUGUACGACAGAUCGCGUGCUUAUCCUUCUACCUCCCUCCUCGGGCACCUCAAGCCGCUAUGCAAAUCAGUGUUCGCCGGCGACAGCUGGAAGCUCACCAUCCCUGCGCUCCUCUACACCCUGCAGAGCUCCCUUCUCUACACGGCCAUCAGCAACCUCGACGUUGUGACUUUCCAGAUUAAUUAUCAGCUGAAGAUCCUCACCACCGCCCUCUUUAGCGUCAAGUUCUUGGGCAGGCAGCUCUCGUCUACCCGCUGGCUGGCCUUAGUUCUUCUCGCAUUUGGGAUUGCCAUUGUACAGAUUCCCGAACCCCGGCAGAUCUUGAGAUUCCUCCAUUUAGCUUCUGAUGCCCCGAGAGUAUUCGAGCGGGUGGAGGGCUCACAAGAUGGAGUCGCUGAGAGGCCACUCAUGAAUGCCUCCAAAGGAUUCGCUGCCGUGGUAGCUGCAUCGGUACUCUCAGGUUUGACGGGGGUCUACUUCGAAAAGGUUGUCAAGGACUCCGCAAACUCGGUAUCGAUAUGGACUCGAAAUGUGCAGUUGUCAUUCUAUUCCCUAUUCCCGGCACUUUUUCUUGGCGUCCUCUACCGCGACGGCCACGAGAUCCGCGAGAACGGUUUCUUCGUUGGAUAUAGCGGAUUGGUCUGGAUGACGAUCAUCCUUCAGGUGCUGGGCGGGAUCACGGUAGCUGUGUGUGUCGCGCAUAUGGAUAAUAUCAUCAAGAAUUUUGCUGUGAGCAUCAGUAUUGUCUUCAGCUUCUUGAUCGAGGUCUGCUUUUUCAAAACAUCCAUCACCGUCAAUUUUGUAUUCGGUGCAGCAGCGGUUAUACUGGCAAUAUACCUGUAUAGUAGACGAGCCCCGUUAUUGACAUAAUGAGAUACGAAUUUAACGAUGGC